This is a messenger RNA of Branchiostoma belcheri (Belcher's lancelet), 6311 nucleotides long. Its product is annotated as tonsoku-like protein. The record is from RefSeq and is a predicted model, not a curated record. Bases 126 to 4676 code for a protein of 1516 amino acids. Gene Ontology annotation, molecular function: protein binding. Lineage: Eukaryota; Metazoa; Chordata; Leptocardii; Amphioxiformes; Branchiostomatidae. The transcript has 23 exons.
CUUGACGCCUGCGCAAUGGCAGCCCGGGAACUUUGACAAGAAAAUGGCGGCUUUUGCAGAAUUUUGGGGAUGAUUCGUCAAAUUAAGUCACUUAUUUACCCGGUCUGAUACACUGUGGAGCCACCAUGCCGCUUCUUGGGAAAAGUCAAACCGCCAGGGAGUUCAAACGUCUGCAGAAGGCCCGUCUGAAGGCUCAGUCCAACAACAACACUAAGGAGGAGGCAGAGAUCUGUAACCAGCUGGGAGAACUGCUGGCCAAACAUGGUGAAUAUGAGGAGGCCAUAGAAGAACAUCGUAAUGAGCUCCAGUUAUCAGACUCCAUUGGAGACAUCCUGGGUACCGCCAUCGCUCACCGCAAAAUCGGAGAGUGCCUGAGCAGCCUCGAUCGCUUUGACGACGCCGUGAAACACCAGCAGUCUCAUCUGCGACUAGCGAGGUCUUUGGCAAACCACGUGGAGGAACAGCGUGCGCUGGCCACCCUGGGGAGGACGUACCUGCUCCAGGCCGACAGUCUGACGGGGAGAGACGGUGCCACGACGGCGCUGAUCAAAUCUCAACAGGCUUUCCUGAAGAGUCUGGACGUGUGUGAUCUCCUCAGGGAUGUGGUGCCAAUCAGUGACUACAAUGAGAUGAGAGCUCGUCUGUUCCUGAACCUGGGAAUCGUGCUGGACAACAAAGGAGACGAUACCGGGGAAUGGAGGGCCUUCAUCAAAAAGUGUAUCUUCAUCUGCGAAAAGCACAAGUUGUUAGAAGACCUGUAUCGUGCCCACUACACACUUGGUGACAUCUACCAGCGCAGAGGCUACCCUGCACAAGCCCUGCGCUCCAUCGAGGCAGCUCUACAGUGUGCCAAGAAGAUGAAGGACAAGUUUAUAGAGAGUGAAUGUCUGGCAAGCACAGCGCAGAUCCACCUCCAUCUGGGAGACUGGUCGGCAGCCAAGCGGGCCCUCAGGAAGGCCUACAAGCUGGGUUCUCUGUUAGACAAGGACAGGCACAGGAUUAUCAGCUGUCUCAGGACAGCCAUUAAGGGUUGUCACCUGUUACGUGAACUGUCUGAGUUGUCUGAGGAUGAUCACCAGGGAAGAAUGUGCGUGUAUGAGAAGCUAGGAGACACCAGUUCUGAUCUGUGCCUGUACAGUAAGGCUGUGGAGUACUAUAACAAACAGCUCUCCUGUGCGACACAACUCCAGAAGCCAGCCCGUCAGAUGGCUGUUAUUCACUACUCCCUGGCUGCCAGCUAUGCAGACAUGAAAGAGUUCAGCAAGGCAGUGGACCACUACAGGCAGGAGCUACAGUACAGGAAGGGCAAUGUUAAGGAGGAAUGUAAAACUUUGCUGCUGUUGGCUCAGGCCCUAGAGGAUGAUGGGAGUGGUUACAGCCAGCUGGAAACUGUAUACCAGCAAGCUUUGCAGGCAGCAAGGCAGACAGAUUCUGACAAACUAAAGAUCCGUGUGUUGAAACACUUCUCCAUGGUACAAGACCAGUUUGGUGUGGACAGUGCAGACCUGAGGGAGGAGUUGAGCUGUGUGCGGGAUGAGAGCGGGGUGGCCUCGGGGGAGAGCAGUGAUGAGGAGGCUGAGUCAGACAGGGGAGGGAGUGAGUCUGUGGAGGAGGUGGACUUAUCUGCAUCAGAUGAAUCUGAGAAUGAAGAAUAUGAUCGAGGCACCACAGGGAGGGCCAGAAAGGGUUGGAUGAACCGUAAGAAUGAGAAAGGGGAGUCCAUGUUACACAGAGCCUGUAUCGAUGGGAACCUGAAGCUGGUGAAGUCACUGGUGGAGCAGGGGCAUCCCAUCAACCCUCGGGACUACUCCGGCUGGCUGCCGCUGCACGAGGCCUGUAACCAUGGUUACCUAGACAUUGUGGAGUAUUUGGUGGACCACAAUGCAGCUAUCAAUGACAGAGGAGGGGAACACUGUGAGGGGAUCACCCCCCUACACGAUGCAGCCAUCUGUGGACAUGGAGACAUCGUACAGCUGCUGGUCAGCAAAGGGGCCAAUGUGCUGGCCAAGGACGAUGAGGGCCGCACCCCCCUUGAUGCCCUGGUCAGUUGGAGACAGUCCUAUGAGAAAGAGUUGGAUGAAGAGGCCCUUAACCUCACACUCAGGACUGAGAGGGUGCUCAAGACUGCCAUAAAAGAAGGAAACCCCCAUGCAGCCCCUCUCCGGUCCAGAUCAGCCCUCCAUGAUGACCUGUUUGAUGAGGAAGACUCGGAAUCUGCCAACGCUGAACUUGCAGUACCACAACAGGUCACCAGGAGGCAGCCUCCCAGCAGGGUAGACACUAACACCAGUAGGAGAAGGGAGACUGGUAGAACACUGCAGAGAAAUACCAGUAAACCUCAGGAACGAAAACAAAGGGUUGGUAAAAGAAGCCACAUCUUUGGCUGUGCUGAGUCAGAUGACAGUGAAGGAUCCAAUGAUGUUGACACUUACUCAAGUGGCAGUUUAAGCCAAAGCCAGCCAGUAUCUGACAUAGACAUGGAAAACUUUCAGCAUUACUCAGAAAACGACAUACCUACCUCCAGCCAGGUACCCUGUGAGGAGUAUGAGGAUGACUUUGUUGAACUGAGACCAGCAAGAACUAAACAAAGGAACAGGGCUAUAUGUUCAAGGGUGAACAAUGAUCAUGAUUUGGAAGAAGAAACAUUUGGUUCUCAAGUGGAGCCAGAAGUACAUCUAAGUCAUAAUCUCCAUGAGGAGACAGAUACAGUAUCUUUAUUAGACGACCCAACAAACGUGUACCAACAGGCAAUGGCUUCUGUGGGGAGUAGCGCUGUCAGGCGGGAAUUCUCACAGAUCUCACAGCGACCGCGAGACCAGGAGGACGCCGCGACCAAUCACACGCCAGCUCUCAUCAAUGAGGAGGAGUACACGGGAGGGGAUGAUUGGUUAGUUGAUGAUGUGGUCCAAAGGCCGGCGAAGCGAGCGAAACUGAGCUGUGCCUUCAGUGGUGGGAAUCAAGUCAGAAGCGUCAGUAGCAGGAAGCCGUCCACUGGUAGUGGUGGAGAAGGGGAUGUUUGUAAUGAUGCAGGUGUGAACAGCAGAACUCAGACUCGAGGGAGCGCCAGUAACAGAACCUCUGGGAGAAAUCGUCUGACUCGUCCUAAGAGACAAACCCAGCUGACCCUAACAGGUAUGGGUGUGAGACAACAGGACAGGAGACAGGAUUCCAACAUGGUGGAUCUAACAGAGGACUCGCAGGUGCUCCCAGGGCCGUCCUCACGAGAGGAGGCCGUUGUCCCGGCUGCCCAGGUGCACAGUGCAGCAGCUGGACAGGUGCCCAUGAGGUUGAGGGUGAAAGUUCAGGACAAAACCUUUCUCAUACCCAUUCCCAACAGUGACAGUUGUAAGUCCAUAGACUGGCUGGGUGAGCAGGCUUCUCAGCGAUACUACAACAUGUGUGGCCUGCGCCCCAGACUAGCACUCCACACCAGGGAGGGGGCCAUGCUGGAGGCUCACGAUGCCAUCGCUGAUGUGCUCUCAACCAAUGAGGAGGUUGUAGGGAGAGUCCAGUCUUGGGACUUACCCCCACUCCCAGAACGGUAUAUCAAGGCUUGUGAGAACUCCAACACAGCCGUCCAUACCAGAGUGCGUGUGUUGUGUGAGUCCCAGCAGACUUCAGCCUGUCUGAGUGCCUCCAGCCUGGGUCUACGUCUGCCCAGUCUCUCCCCCCUCCUCAGUGCACUACAGUGUCAGUACUGCAUCAAAACUCUGGUCCUGGCUGGCAACAGGAUCGGGGACAAAGGUGCCCAUCUGCUGGCCUCAGCUGUAGUGACCCUGCCUAACCUGGUCCAGCUGGACAUCUCCUGUACUGGCCUGACUCAGGCCGGACUGACCACCAUGGCAGACGUGCUGGGAGGAGAGCAGAGUACCACCGGUCAGCUCCACACAGCCAUGCAGUCUGGGAAACCUCUACAGCACCUGGAAGAUUUGAACCUUGGUUUUAACCCACUGGGAGACAGCUGCACUCUGCCCCUGGCCAGACUGGUGCAGGCCUGCCCCCUGCUGACAGUACUGCAGCUCCAGUCUUGCUGCCUGAGUAUGAAGGUUUUCCAGCAGCACCGCAGACAACUCACUGAUGGGCUGAAAGGGGCCCUACACCUCCAGACCCUGGACAUAUCCCACAAUCCCCUGGGCUCCACAGGGGUGGAGCUGCUCCUGAAAUGUCUGGCACAGGACGUGGUGAUCUCGCUUGACCUCCGUGGGGUCAUCGCCACCUCCAGUAACAACCACCUGGCCAGACACGUGUCCUUGUACCUCGCUCAGCCUGACUGUGUACUGAAGCACCUGAAUGUGGCUGACAACUACCUGUGUGAUGACAUGUUGGAGGAGAUUACCAGAUCUCUGCAGUCCAACCCCACCCUACAGUCCCUACACGUGUCCACUAACUGUAAGCUGGGGAACCAGACCCUCCAGUCUGUGCUGGAGACUGUCCAGUCAGGCGUCCCUCUCCAGGAGCUGGACAUGUCAGGCUGUGGACUGACCGCUCCUCUCAACAACACAACACUGGAGCUGUUACAGCACAACACUGAGGGGCUCAGGAAGUUAAGACUCUGUGGGAACAAUCUGAAGAAAGGGGACAAGGACCAGAUUGUUGAUCUGUGGCACAUGAAGUGGGGAGGGAAAGCUCUCGUGCAUGUUGAGAAAAACAGCUGUAUGCUUGGGGUGGGAGAGUAGAGAAGUGUAGGGCACCGUCCUGUAACCAAAAAGUCAAAGUGACAAAAUAACAAAAAGUGGACUAAAAGACAAUAAAGUAUGUCAGUGUUAUUCAUGUAGCCCAAUCUUGCGAGGUGUCUGUGACAAUGUUAUUAGAUGUGAGUAGACACUGUGCAAUGUUCUGUGAGGUUUCAAUAUUGUGUUGAUAUUGUUAAUAUUACUCAUAUCACCAGAUAUUAAAUUAUGAAGUAUACAUGUGUGUACCUGUGCGACAAUAUCAAGGAUUUUGGAGUUGUUUGGUAAUAUGCAUAUAUAUAUAUAUAAAAUAUGAAUUUUGUACAUUUAUGAGAACACUUUCGUCAUGUCAAAGAUGUUUGAUUCUCGGAGUUGAGUAAACUGAUUUCUUGUAAAUAAUACGGGUACUGAUGAAAUAGAAUGUAGGAUAUUUGUUUUACAAGUUAUUUAUCUGCAGUGCUAUCCUAUUAGCAGUGCUUGUUAAGUGCCACCCUGCCAGAAAUCAUUAUUCCUCAACACAGUACAUGAUUCUUCACAAGAGUUAUAGUGAAUUGCUGUAUCUGUGGUUGAAAUUUUUACCCGUUCUUAAGCUUCAACUUAUCUGUUGACAUGCUUAUCACUCAUUAAUGUUACAGUGGGAACUUUCUAGUUUAUUUAUGUAGUACAAUGUACAUUUCCAUUAUCUACUGUAUGCCCCCAAAUUAUUACCUGUGGAUCUUGUUAAUGCUUAGAUCAGCUUGUAGAUCUUCAGGUUGUAUCAAAGAGUUGUAGCCUUGGAAGAAUGUACUUGGCAGAUGUCAAACCAUUCUGAAUGAUUCAUUGCGUUGACUAAACAUUGUUGUUUAUAUAGUAAGACCAAGAGUCUAAAUGUUUAGUGUAACUGCUACUUUUAUUAUGACCAUGUGUUAUAUUACUGCAAGUAACGUGGAAUUAAAAGCAGUUACAUAGACUUUUGUCUUUAACUUGAACCAAUCCAAAUCAGUUAGGCUAUCACUGCUUGACGUCAUAACAAUUAGUGCACUGAAUAAUCUGUAGCAUGUUGUUAAGUUGUUUGUUCCGGGACAAGGAUCUUUUGAAAUUCAGUCAGUACAGCAUUUCAUUUCUCAUGUAUGGUAGCAUUUUAACCACGCAUUUGUCCAAUCAAUUUCUAUUGUGGACUAUGCAGAUAAUACUUACUACCGUCCAUAAGUUUUCUUAGCAAGCAGCACAUCUUGAUUUGUUAAAGACUUGCUCAAGCACAUUACUAGAUAUUUCUAAAACAUAGCACUGCUUGUUGCUCAGUGACCAAUAGGAAAUCAUUUGAUACAUGAAGAGAAUUAUUUGUUCAGCUAACAUCCAUGUACAUCACAACGUGCAGCCAAGGUUACCCAGCUAUCCUCUGGCCAUUACCAUGGACUAAAAAUGAAGGACUGGUGUGAAUCUUGCAGGGUAUACCAAUGUGUACACAAUCAAUAGUUAGUAAAAUACAUGGUAUGAAAUGUAUAUACAUGUUAUAUUUACCAUAGAUAUUUAAACAUGGAAUCCCUACACUUCAAAAUUCAACAUUUGAAAUAAUGCUUUGUCCCUGUGUGUACAGUUUUCACUAAGCUACUACAGCAUAAUAGUGAAGUCAAUACUGACUAAGUUGUAUAAUUCAUAUUU